Messenger RNA from Paramuricea clavata, 504 nucleotides. NCBI's taxonomy places the organism in Eukaryota, Metazoa, Cnidaria, Anthozoa, Malacalcyonacea, Plexauridae. The record is from the annotation of a GenBank genome assembly.
AUGAUGGAGCUGGUUAUUGCCGUGUGUGGAGGCGAUAAAGUUGGGAAAAGUUCUAUUAUUAAAUCAUUUUUUGGCCAAGAUUAUAUGCCUGAUCAUGCUGUUCAGUACAAGUAUAUUGGUUCAAAAGAUUUAGUGCACAUUUAUGUAGAAAAGUUCAGAUCAUCCUUAUCAAAUCCAGAUGGGUGUAUUUUUGUCUAUGAUAUAACAUCCUUGGAUUCCUUCAGCACUAUGUGUGACAAAUAUAGGGACGUUGGUAGAAUGUUCAGGCAGAAUAAAAUUGUUUUUGGCAACAAAACUGAUCUAGACAUCACACGACGUAUAAGCCAAAUUGAAGUUGAUGAUUGGACCCGGGAGAAGGGACUUAAACAUUUGGUGGGCAAUUCUUAUGAGAAGUCCACAAUUGAUGAAGCUUUUUAUCGACUAAUUCAGGAUAUUAUACUAGGUACAGGAGAUCAGUACCUCGCUGAUAGAUUCAGAAACUUUGUAACGAGAACCAGGUGUUGA